Spodoptera exigua (beet armyworm) is the source of this 1870-nucleotide messenger RNA. The record is from the annotation of a GenBank genome assembly. NCBI's taxonomy places the organism in Eukaryota, Metazoa, Arthropoda, Insecta, Lepidoptera, Noctuidae.
CAAGUCAAGUAUUAUCUGUCUGUUUUUAACGACGAGCAAACGGAAUAAAGUCGACACGCGUGCAUUUCUUCAAGUUUUACCGUAUUUCGUUUAGAUUUUGUAGACAGAUUUGUGUUGGGACUAUAAUAUUAUUGUUUAUAAAUCAAAUCAAAAUGACUGAAGUAUCAGAAGUGUCAACCUCCUCCCCAACUGAGUUGCUGGCUGUGGGCCGCAGGCAUUUGGCUGUGAGAGACUUCAGUGCGGCUGCAAGUGCCCUAGCACAAGCAUGUGAGGGACUUGCUAAAGAACAUGGAGAUACUGCUGACCAGUGUGCUGAGGCUUACUUAUGGUAUGGAAAAGCCUUACUUGGUCUGUCAAGAGAAGAAAGCGGUGUCCUUGGUGAUGGCGUGCCUGGCUCAGGAAAUGCUGAUGAAGAGGAAGAAGAUAAUGAAGAACAAGAAGAGAAUGGUGAAAAUGGUGAGGCUGAGGCAGAAGCAGAAGCAGCAGAGAAUGAGAAAGAAAAUGGAGAAGUUGAGAAGAGUGAGGCAGAGUCCACAACUAAGGAUGAGGAGCCAGGCAGCAGUGCUGCUCCUGAAGAAAGUGAAGAGCCAGGUACAACAAACGGCGACGCUCAUGAUGAAUCUGUGAUGAAUGUGGAUGCUGAGGAUGAUGUUGACAACCUACAACUUGCUUGGGAGAUGCUUGACUUAGCACGCAGUAUCCUGUACCGUCGCGUACAGGAUUGCGGUGGGGACGCUGCGCGCGCGCUGCUGGCCGACGUACAUCUUGCACUUGGAGAGGUUGCACUUGAGAGCGAGACCUACGACAAGGCAGUCAUUGAUAUGCAAAGCUGUCUGGAUCUGCAAAAAGAACUAUAUCGUAGCGACGACAGGCGUAUUGCCGAGACUCAUUACCAAAUUGGUCUUGCAAAUUCCCUGGCAUCAAACUUCGAAGACGCCAUUACACACUUCAAGAAUGCAGCGAACAUUCUCGAAACUAGAAUCAAAACUUUGGAGAACCCAGCUGCUGUCACUGAAGAUGCUACUGUCAAGAAAUUCUCUACAGCAGACCCAUUCUACUCUGUUGAGGGUGAAAUUAAGGAGUUGAAGGAACUUCUGCCUGAGAUACAGGAGAAGAUUCAGGAUAUGAUGGAUUACAAGGCUGAGACGAUAAAACGAGUUCGCGAAACCCUGUGUUCAGCGAAUGGCGAUGGUGCAUCGACUUCUAAUGGUGCUGGACCCAGCUCUAGCUCAAGUUCCAGUUCAUCAGCUCCCAAACCAGCUGCGUCUGACAUCUCCCACCUCAUCAAGCGAAAGAGAAAGGCGAGCGAAGGAGAAGCGGAUUCCUCUGCUGCUAAGAAAGCCAACACGUGAAUGUUACAGUUCCACACAUCUAAGUACCUGUAAGGGCCUCAACGAAUCUGUAAAUUAUUUAAUAAUUUGUUUAAAUUGGAGUGUAUUCUUUGAGUCUAUGAGAUAGCAAUUAUCUCACAUUAUGCCUAACUUGGACCAAUGUAGUUUUUAAUGAAUAUGUAGAAAUUUAUCCAUCCUGUAUUUGAACUCGAAUUUGGAGAGAGCAAUAAUCGUAGUUUUAUAUGUAACAUUUAUUUAUGAGGUAGUCGCAACACCAAAGGAGUUACGAGCGCGUUAGUGCCCUUUUCGGGGUAAGGGUUUCGGAUAUGUAAGGAUUGGGAAGGGAUGGGGAGAGGGAGAGGGAUUAGGCCUCCGGCGACUUCACUCACACGGCGAAACAAAACGACGCUCUGCUUGUUUCACACCGGUUUUUUGUGAGGAUGUGGUUUCACUUCGGUCGAGCCGACCCAUUCGUGCCGAAGCAUGGCUCUCCAACACUUAACACAGUAUGGUAUUCUAGUGUUUUGUCAACAUAAAGG